Molecule: messenger RNA, 2488 nt
Organism: Quercus lobata
Lineage: Eukaryota; Viridiplantae; Streptophyta; Magnoliopsida; Fagales; Fagaceae
Gene: RARE1
Product: Pentatricopeptide repeat (PPR) superfamily protein
Exons: 1
Coding region: 135-2429 (764 amino acids)
Biological process (GO): RNA modification
Molecular function (GO): zinc ion binding; RNA binding; protein binding
Source: RefSeq, a predicted model, not a curated record
GGAAGUCGUAAAUCGUAACAGCACAGUUGUUACCUGAAGAAGUUGGGCAAAUAUGGAAACAAGUUAGUAGCAUGGCGAUUUCUUCUGUGUUACGUUCUUCCUUGGAGAAUCGGGUCUCGUUAACUUGAGUAAAAAUGUCUUCAAUUAAUGCCCAGAGCUUUUUGCUGCCUCCCCAUCCUUCUCCAGUUGUAGCUCAAGACAAAUUCUCAGAGACAACAAUCAAAUCUGCAAAUUUCUCUCAAAUCCCUCGAUGGGUCUCUCUCAAAUGCAGUCCUCCUUCGGUGAAAACCCACCAAAUCCAACAAAGCCAAGUUGAAAAUGUACACCUGAUUUCUUUGUCGAAACAAGGGAAGCUUAAACAAGUUCAUGAAUUUCUUAUUCUCAUGGACGAGGCCGGUGUUUCCGUUAGUCCCCACUCGUAUAAAAGCAUAUUUGAAACAUGUGCCAAGUUGGGAUCUUUGUCUGAUGGAAGAUUGAUUCACGACCGGUUGCGAAGAACAGUGAAGGACCCAAUUGGCUUUCUUGAGAAUUGUGUUCUUCGAAUGUAUUGUGAUUGUGGGAGUCUCGUGGAUGCACAGAAUGCGUUUGAUGAAAUGCUUGAUAGAAAUUUGGUCACGUGGGAUAUAAUUGUAUCUGCUUAUGCUGAGCAGGGUGUUCUAGACAAAGCUAUUGGGUUGUUCUCUGUGUCAAGAAUUAAACCAAGCCAUUCUAUAUAUAUUGGCAUGUUAAGGUCCUUGACAGGUUUUUCUCUUUUAGAGCUUGGCAAACAGCUACAUUCUCAUGUGAUAAGAAAUGGGUUGGCUUCGAAUGUUUCGGUUGACACAGCAAUUGCCAACAUGUAUGUUAAGUGUGGGUGGUUAGAGGGUGCUGAGCUUGUUUUUAAUCAGAUGACUGAAAAAAAUGCAGUGGUUUGGACUGGGUUGAUGGUGGGUUAUACUCAAGCUGGGAAGCUAGAAGCUGCUCUUGAAUUGUUUACUAAGAUGGUGAAGGAAGGUGUUCAAAUGGACGAGUUUGUGUUCUCAAUAAUUCUCAAGGUGUGUGGUGGUGUGAAGGACUUGAACAUGGGAAGGCAAAUUCAUGGUUGUAGUGUUAAGCUUGGAUUGGAUUCUGAUGUUUCAGUAGGAACACCUCUUGUGGACUUUUAUGUCAAAUGUGGGAGUUUUGAAUCUGCUCACCUUGCAUUUGAGAGGAUAAGUGAACCGAAUGAUGUUUCAUGGAGUUGUGUUAUUUCUGGUUAUUGCCAAAUUGGUGAAUUUGAAGAGUCUGUUAAGAUUUUUAAAUUACUAAAGAGCAAAGGUGUGGUUUUAAAUUCCUUCAUAUAUACUAGCAUUUUCCAAGCCUGUGCUGCACUUGCAGAUUUAAAUUUGGGUGCUCAAGUUCAUGCUGAUGCAAUAAAAACAGGGUUAGUUGCCUAUCUAUAUGGAGAGAGCGCUAUGAUUUCGAUGUAUUCAAGAUGUGGGAGAUCAGACUAUGCCUAUCAAGUCUUUGAAUCGCUAGAAAAUCCUGAUACUGUGGCCUGGACUGCUAUAAUUUGUGGUUAUGCUUAUCAUGGAAAUGCCAUUGAAGCUUUAAGCCUUUUCAAUAGAAUGCAGGACUGUGGUGUAAGGCCAAACGCAGUUACAUUUAUAGGAGUUUUAACCGCUUGUAGUCAUUCGGGAUUGGUCACAGAGGGCAAGAAAUACUUGGAAUCAAUGAGGGGUGAGUACGGUGUGGAGCCAACUGUCGACCAUUAUGACUGUAUGGUCGAUAUAUACUCUCGUGCUGGGCUACUACAGGAGGCGCUUGAAUUGAUAAAGUAUAUGCCUUUUGAACCCGAUGCAAUGAGUUGGAAAAGCUUAUUGGGUGGGUGUUGGACCCAUCGGAAUCUUGAGCUUGGAAAGAUUGCAGCAGAAAAUCUCCUUCAGCUGGACCCAGAUGAUACUGCCACCUAUAUUGUAAUGUUUAACUUGUAUGCUUCGCAUGGGAAAUGGGAAGAAGCAGCUCAUUUUAGAUGGAUGAUGGCUGAAAGGAACUUGAGAAAGGACAUUAGUUACAGUUGGAUUACUGUCAAGGGUAAAAUCCACCGCUUUGUAGCAGGUGAUAGACACCAUCCACAAACAGAACAGAUAUACUCAAAAUUAGAGGAGUUCACUUCAUCUUCGUAUAAUGCUGAAAAUGCCUUUCUAACUGAAGAGGAUGUUUCGUGUGGAUCGCCUGAACGAAAAGAACAACUGUCUGACCAUAGUGAGAGACUUGCUAUAGCAUUUGGGCUCAUAUCCACAUCAAGAAAUACCCAGAUUAUAGUUUUCAAGAACCUCCGGGCGUGCAAAGACUGCCAUGAUUUUGCAAAGCGAGUGUCCAUGGUAACAGGACGUGAAAUUGUUGUUAGAGAUACCAAUAGAUUCCAUCACUUCAAGUUAGGCAAGUGUUCUUGCAAUGAUUAUUGGUGAUGUGUGUAAAUUGAAUUAGUUACAUUUACUUGACAAAUGUUAGAGAUAUAUAUUAGACA